AUGACACACCAUUUUAUCUCUCGCAUCUCUUUUAUCGUAGCUUUGGCUGCUAUGAUCUGUAACAUGGUAUUUGUUGCUCCUAUUGACAAGCGCAGCAUCUCCUCCUGCUACAAGUCGGCUAAACUGACUCAAUAUUGGAUUCCCAAAGAAGGUGAUGCCGACAUGAGUAACAAUGGUCAAAGCGUCACUCUAGAUGGCUCUAAAUCAAAAACUCUCCAAACAAAAGAUGGCAUUACAAUUGCCAAGGUAUCUGAAACUACCUAUGACAAAUUUCAGAUGGAAGGUACUGGCUUGCUUCAAUCUGGAAAGAUGGUCAACUUGGGUGAGAGCACCAGCGUAUUCAUGGAAUUGGAUCGCUCUUCUACUCCAUACGGUAUUGGUCACACAGGUGAGGGCUUAAAUCCUUGGGUCAGUGUUGCUUCCAAUGACAUUGCUACUGGUACCACGUUGUAUGUCAAGGAAAUGGACGGCUUGGUGUUGCCCGGUGGAAAAACUCAUAAUGGUUGCGUCCGUGUUGAUGACCAAGGAUGGGGUUUGGGUAAUUGCCAUAUCGACUUUUUCGUGCUCCAAUUCAGUGCCUACCAAGAGUUGGUCAAAGAGCUCCCCUCUACUGUAACGGUAACUGAAACGUCCUGUACAAUCAAGGAUUAUGUUACCACUGGCGUCAAGAAGUGGGCUGUGCUCUAA
Mucor velutinosus is the source of this 687-nucleotide messenger RNA. RefSeq lists its product as uncharacterized. The record is from RefSeq and is a predicted model, not a curated record. The transcript has a single exon. NCBI's taxonomy places the organism in Eukaryota, Fungi, Mucoromycota, Mucoromycetes, Mucorales, Mucoraceae. The coding region runs from base 1 to 687 and encodes 228 amino acids.